Molecule: messenger RNA, 3105 nt
Organism: Leptonychotes weddellii (Weddell seal)
Lineage: Eukaryota; Metazoa; Chordata; Mammalia; Carnivora; Phocidae
Source: RefSeq, a predicted model, not a curated record
AUGGAGCCGGGAGCCCGACUGGACUGGCUUCAUCAACUGAGCUACCCAGUGACCACUGAUGCAUCAGCCUUGGAGGUAUAUACACCAAAAGAAAUCUUCGUGGCAAAUGGGACACAAGGGAAGCUGACAUGCAAGUUCAAGUCCACUAACACCACCGGCACGUUGACCUCGGUGUCCUGGAGCUUCCAGCCAGAGGGGACCGACACCACUGUGUCGUUUUUCCACUACUCCCAAGGGCAAGCGUAUCCUGGGAAUUACCCACCAUUUAAGGACAGAAUCAGCUGGGCUGGAGACCUCGACAAGAAAGAUGCGUCAAUCAACAUAGAAAACAUGCAGUUUAUACACAAUGGCACCUAUAUUUGUGACGUCAAAAACCCUCCUGACAUUGUUGCCCAGCCAGGACACAUUAGGCUCUAUGUCGUAGAGAAAGAGAUCUUGCCUGUGUUUCCAGUUUGGGUGGUGGUGGGUAUAGUUACUGCUGUGGUCCUAGGUCUCACUCUGCUCAUCAGCAUGAUCCUGGCUGUCCUCUAUAGAAGGAGAAACUCUAAACCGGAUUAUACUGGCUGCAGUACAUCAGAGAGUGUGUCACCAGUUAAGCAGGCCCCACGGAAGUCCCCCUCCGACACAGAGGGUCUAGUAAAGAGCCUGCCUUCUGGAUCCCACCAGGGCCCAGUCAUAUAUGCGCAGUUAGACCACUCUGGUGGACAUCACAGUGACAAGAUUAACAAGUCAGAGUCUGUGGUGUAUGCGGACAUCCGGAAAAAUUAAGAGAAGACCCAGAACAUAUCCUAAGCAAGAAACAAAUGAAAGGGGACACUUAUGCAGAAAAUGUAGCCCAUAACCACCUGUGGCCUUGGAGAGCUGGGCAAGGACAAGCACAUGUUCAUUCAUGGAAGGAGAAAAAGAUGUGUAUAAAGGAUAUGUAUAAAUAUUCUAUUUAAUCUGAUACGGGGAACCAAUGUUGCAUGAUGAAAAGAUGGUAUGAUUCUACGUAUGUAUAAAUUUUCUUGCUGUUUUGUACUUUCUUUCAGGGUCCUUUACAGUUGGGAAAAGUCAGAAACAUUCCUGUUGCUGUCAUUUAGAUGUGGUUGGCCUUCCUGGAGAUGGUAGCAGGUCUUUAGUAUUCCAGUAGACAUGGCCCUUCUGUCUCAGGGCUUAACCAGUCUUUGCAUUUAUCGUGGUUGGAGAGUGGAGACGCUAUCCUGGUGUCAUGCCCAGGGUGGCCUCUAACAGAAAACCUCCGUUAGCCGUGCCCCUUGAACACAGUUCGGGAAGUUUUUGUUGGUAUUUUGGUUUUUUGCUUUGUAUGUUGAGACCGACCUUAAUGUUACACCCUUGAUCAUAUCAGUUGGUGGAUUUGUCAUAGCAAGGCCAGCAAAGGAUAAAUGCCAAGGUCACCUCUUUCUAGGUACUUUUAGAUCAAUAUCAUACACGUAAUUGAAGUAGGAACCCCAGGUCUUGCUUGAGGAGUACGGUGCCAUUUGGAGAGUCCUUCCUGCUUGAAAUAAGGGUCCCCAUACAGCCGACGGAGAGGAGUUUCAUUUCCUUUUAAGUAGGCACAAAUUGGGAUAAUUACAAAGCCAGUCUGUGGCAUCCCGGAGCUAUCUCUAGAGAACCGUCUUUCUAAAAGCUUCUGUCAUGAUUCCAGCGAGAGGUGGCAUUGGUCACGGCUCUGUAAUAGCUUCACGGGGCCUCAAAGGUUAAAGAUAGUCUAGAUUUUUUAAAUCAGUAGGUAGGGUUAUUAGCACUUCUGCUCUGGAAGUCUCUUCUCUGUUACUGUUUGGGCGUUUGGGGUGGGGUUUUUUUGGUUUUUCUUUUUUUGUUUUUACUUCCCCCCCCCCACUUUUUCCCAUUACGUGGAAUUGAUAAAUAAGGAGGUGAGGGGAAAUGGGGGUAUCCUUUCCAAGAAUUCAUCGUCUUCACUGACUACCCUCCUUACCCCGUCUCGAGCCGAUGAGUUUUUAUCUUUUACUGGGGAUGAAAAACAUGGGGAAGGUCAGCGAACACUUGUUUUUAUUGUCAUCCCCCCCCCCUUUUUUCUGGAUGAUUUUAACAGAAUUUCUUUGCCACUUAAAAUGAUGGGCGAGCCCCCCAGUCGGGCAGGACCCCGGCUAGCCGGGCGCAGAGCACAUUCGGCCCAGGCUAGUUUUCCUGCCGCGGGGUUCAGGCGCGCCCGGAGCGGCUCGCUCUGCCUGCCCGCCUGCUGUCACCUCCGGGCGAUGACCCCGAAGCCAACUUUGUAGAGGCUCCCAAAGGGCGCCGGGCGCAAAGCGGUGCGAGCUGGUAUGGGGGCACCCGGGGCUCGCCCGACACAUUUCUGCAAAGUGGGCGACUUCGCCGUGCCCCCGGGAACUUCCCUGCAUCCAUUCGGAGAACCACAGGAGCCUCUGAAGCCCUGUGUGUACAUGUGUGUUUGGGGGGGCGGGGUGCUGGGAUCGUCACCCUUCUUCCAGCUGAUGAUGAUGUUGUUCUUGGUGAGCCUUUGCCACCCGAGGAGCGGACAGCUGACCAAGACCGCCGUGAGGUAGAAAGGACACAAAUUGUUGAGAGACCAAUUCGUCUGUGUAAUGUUUCCUUGAGUCCUUUUUUACAGAGAAAAGGCGCAUUGUCCUUUUUCUCCACAGGUCCUGCGAAUAAAGUAGAUGUUCCUAAUACCUCCUGAAAGCGACAGUCCCGGUUCCUCCUUUCCUUGUGGGGACGGGGACUUGGGAUGCAAGGGGCACCCAGUGCAGCGACACUUGGUGCUGACAGCUGCCUCCUCGGCCCCGGGGCUUUCUCCUAACCGCCUCUGGAUUUUUUGGCCCUUUCUCUUGCGACCCAGUGUCCCUGUGCCUGGCCACAGAUGACAACAGUCGGGUAGCAGGGCUGCCCUUCCCACGUCUAAUUAGUGGCAGAAGGAGACCUUUUAACGUUCCGUGUGAUCAGGGGCCACCUAGAAGCGAUUACUUAAGAGGUGAAAAUCCCAAACCACCUAUAGGUUUUCAGUGGAAAUGUAUCCAGCUAGGGAAAAACCCAUUGAGUUCGUUGUUAUUUUUUGUUUUUCUUCCUUCUUCCAGAUUGUUGUACUUUUGUGGAUAUUUUAAUACAUCUUUUUCAAUUACUGAA